Messenger RNA from Haliotis rubra (blacklip abalone), 23180 nucleotides. RefSeq names its product histone-lysine N-methyltransferase 2C-like. Lineage: Eukaryota; Metazoa; Mollusca; Gastropoda; Lepetellida; Haliotidae. Gene Ontology annotation, cellular component: MLL3/4 complex; nucleus. Gene Ontology annotation, biological process: positive regulation of transcription by RNA polymerase II. The record is from RefSeq and is a predicted model, not a curated record. Gene Ontology annotation, molecular function: histone binding; histone H3K4 methyltransferase activity; transcription coactivator activity.
UCCAAGAUGGCUGAUGCUGGAAGGAGAGUUCAUUCUAUGGGUCACGCUCACUGUUAGGAUUAAUAAGACAAUUUACUCUCUUUCCAGAUAGAUAUUACAUACACUAGAAAUUGCAUUAUUGCUCUUAUAUAAGGAUUAUUGUGUUCACACGCAAGGACUUGCUUAAGAUGGAAAGCCAUCCACAUGACUUCAAAAAUGCAGAUCUGUGCAUCUUCUGAUUUUAGCCCUUCGAUCUUGGAUCUUAAUGGACGGUAGCCCAGGAAAUCUGCAAGGGGAUGAUGGUUUAACUGGGGUAGAACCACCCCUUGACACUGCUGAAGAUGUGAACCAAGAGCAGAUAACUGGCCAAGGGGAUGUAACUCUAUUCCCUGGACAGUCCCAACUUAGUGAAUCUCAUACCCUGGGGCAAGAAACAGAACUUUAUGAAACCAAUCCAUCAUAUUUUGGUGAGUCUUUGGCAUCAUCAUGCACAGAUGGUUCUCCGACUGACCUCUUUGAAGAAUCUCAACACGCUACAGCUUCAUCACCUUUGGAAAGUAAAAGUGCUAAUGAGUCGUCUCCACCACCAUCCAUUUACUCACGUCAAUUAGACUCCAGUUCACCUGUACAGAACUUACCUGCAGUAGAUCCUAGUGCUAUUUUGUCUCCUGAACACGCUGGACGAGGUUAUCCCCCCUUUCCAGUUCUACAACCAGUUAAAAGAGGCCCUGGUCGGCCGAGAAAAGAUGGUCAAUCACCAAUACCCAGAAAACGAAGUGGUCGUGGAAGAGUCUUUGGAGCGGGAAGAGGAUCCCGGUCAUUUUCUGCUGAAAGAGCUUCCCGUGCUAGAGGAACUGGUCGCCGUGGUCGACCUUCCUCUGUUCACAGCCUGAGCUAUCGUCGGGCUCUCCAGUCUCAAGCUUCACAGCUUCAGUACUCUCCUGAGAGGAUUGGAAGACCUUCUUCAACUUUAAUAAGAAAUCUGUCAUCUCAUCGAAUGGAUACGUUAGAAACUGGAGAUGAACCACGACCAGUCGGCUCCUCAGUGCCAGGUGGUGUUGAGGCGAGGUUGUCCGAAGGUGCCAGUACCAGUGCUGCCACAGCAGUAGCAGCAAUCGAGCCUGUCGAGCAAGGCCCUGUGCAUCUAUGUGCGUUCUGUGGAUGUGGAGAGAAAAGUUUACUGGGACAGGGAGAACUUCACAGAUAUGAGCCAACACCAGGUUUUAACCCUUUUAAGAGAGUGCUACCAAAAUUAAGACGAGGGGGUCCAGAAUAUGAUGAGAAGGGACGAGAGAAAAGUCCACGUCACCUGACUUGGAGACGGCGGCGAGGUCCUCCCAGGGAAGGAAGCCCUACUGACGCCAUGUGUCUUCACAGAGAGAGGAGCCGCUCUCCGCGGCAGUCGUCGCUGGACGAGGAUGGUGUGAUUAGUCAGACUUGUGAUGAGCUCAGUCAGGUGGGACAUUCCGAGGAUGUGGAAGUGAGCCACGUAUUUGAACCAUCAGGUCAUGUGUGGGCUCAUCACUGUUGUGCUGCUUGGGCUGAGGGUGUCUCGCAGUCAGAAGAUCAGCUGCAGUUUGUUGACAGGGCUGUGUUCUCUGGACUGUCUCAGAAAUGUGCUUACUGUAGAAGAUAUGGUGCAACCAUAAGCUGUCGAAGCCCAAGAUGCCAGAAAAGAUUUCACUUCCCAUGUGCAUCUGCCGGGGGAUGUUUUCAGGAAAUGAAGACACGGUCUUUGCUUUGUACUGAACAUCUUGACCAAGCUGAAACUUUGGGGGGAACAGAGUCGUUGUGUGUUCAGUGUGGCACUACAGGCAAUGUUGCUGAGCAACUCUUCUGCACAACCUGUGGUCACCAUUACCAUGGCAACUGUCUUUGUCCACCAGUGGAGGUGAAGCCGACAGUGCGGGCCGGCUGGCAGUGCCCCAACUGUAAGAUAUGCCAGACAUGCAGACAUCCCGGAGACGACUGCAAGAUGCUGGUGUGUGAUCUCUGUGAUAAAGGCUACCACACAUUCUGUCUCAAACCUGCCAUGACCACCAUUCCCAAAAAUGGUUGGAAGUGCAAGAACUGUCGGAUAUGUACAGACUGUGGAGCAAGAACCCCUGGAAAUGGUCCGAGCUCGCGGUGGCAUCUCAACUACUCAGUGUGCGACAGUUGCUACCAGCAGAGGAACAAGGGCCUAUGCUGUCCUCUCUGUGGCAAGGCCUAUCGGCAUUUUGAUAAUAAACAAAUGGUGCAGUGCAAUUCCUGUAAAAAAUACGUCCAUAGCGACUGUGAUCCAUCAAUAGACAGUGCUCUGUUGGCCAAGUUGAAGGACACGGGGCAGACAGACUACAUCUGUACAGUAUGCAGAGCUCAAGAUGAUACUGAUAUUGACUCCUUUCCCCUCCAACCACCAUUACCAACUGAAGAGUCUCUCGAGGGCUUCCCUUCCAGAGACACUGAUUAUGGCGUGAAGGAUGACCCCUAUAUAAAUGAAGCGUCUCUGACUGCAGCUAGCUCACAAGAAUCUCUGUAUUAUGAAGACUCCAGUUCCAGCAUGGAUGUGGAUAUGGGAAUUCCGGACAAGCAAAUGCCUCCAUUGACGACGUCCUCAGGCCUAGCAUCUUACAUGGCAGCUAAAGCUGAGAUGCUGGAGAGUCAUCGGGGCAAACUUCCAGUGGGCAGGAAGAAAAUAGGAGCCGGAAGACCCAGAACUCGUCCGCUAGUUCCCGGAGAAAGUAGACGACGACCUCUUGGUAUUGGAGAGAAGAGACGAGGACCUAAAGUCAAAGUAAAACCUGGUCAGCUAGGAACACUUGGACAGGUGGCGAGUCGUGUUGAAACUGAUUCCUCGAAGGACGAUAGUGGCGAUGACCACCCAGCUACGAUUGUCCUCACCUCCUCCAAAGACAGCUUUGUGCUAGAACAAGAUAUAUGUAAAAGCUGUGGCUCCUUUGGGAAAGGUGACGAAGGAAGACUUAUUGUAUGUACACAGUGUGGACAGUGCUAUCAUCCUUAUUGUGCUAAUGUAAAGGUGACCAAAGUAGUGCUGCAGAAAGGCUGGCGCUGCCUUGAUUGUACAGUGUGUGAGGGGUGUGGCAGCCCCAAGGAUGAGGGGAGGCUACUCCUGUGUGAUGAAUGUGAUAUCAGCUACCACACCUAUUGUCUGGACCCUCCACUAGAAACUGUACCCAAGGGAACGUGGAAGUGUAAAUGGUGUGUGCGGUGUGUCAACUGUGGAAUAACCUCACCUGGAUUUGCAUGCAGUUGGCAGAACAAUUAUACUCAAUGUGGCCCAUGUGCCAGUAUGCUGGUAUGUCCGGCUUGCAAGAUUCGCUACCGAGAAGAGGAGCUGAUCAUACAGUGUGUUCAGUGUGACAGGUGGCUCCAUGCAUCAUGUGAUGGACUUAAGUGUGAGGAGGAUGCAGAGAGGGCUGCUGAUUAUGGUUAUCAUUGUCUCUUCUGUCGGCCAAAGACAGACCAUCCUGGACCAUUACCUCCUCCUCCACCCCCACCACCACCUCCAGAAGAGAAGGAAGUGAAACCACCAACACCACCACCUCCACCAUUACCCAAAGAACCAGAAGUCCCCAAGCAGUUCCUGAUGGAUGGGGUGUACCUCUCUGCUACCGGCAUCCAGCAGAUCCAGAGCCUCACUGUGGCCAUGCCCAAGAAAGCACGGAAGCCACGGAUGGGGAAGAAAACAGAUAAACCACUAGACCCGCACAGCAAACACCCCAACAUUGCCAUCUUGCUGGGGUCUAUGUCAUCAGUAGAAGGGGAGGAGAAUCCAGAAAAAGAUACUGAAGAGCAGCUGAAGACACCAGAACCAAUGGAAGGCCUAGAACCACCCUUGUCUGUGGCGCCCCCUAGUGGGGAGGGAGCAGAGACGGAAGAGCAAGGCAAGAAGCGUCGGCAGAGGAAACAAACAGGGCUAGGUGUUGGAGGAUUUAUUGCACGACAGCGUACACGGACUUGGAAGAGACAGACAUCAGCAUCAGACAUCACACCAGAAGAAGGAACCAGUACACAGAAGGAAGGUAUGGAUCUGGUUAUUUGUACCAAAGUGAUUGGUAUUUUGGCUGAACAACAACGUAGACCUCGGGCCAAAAGUCAGCUGGAAGAGAACUUCCCUGCAUAUCUACAGGAAGCUUUCUUCGGAAAGUCACUGCUCGACACAGCCAAGGAGUCCAAAGAAACUCUCCAGGCAGAAUCUGAUGCCGAGAAGGAGAAGUCUGGUCCUGCUUCACCCACAGCUGACUUGAAGGAUGGAAAUGAUUUCAGCAAGGCUUUGAAGGAUGAACUGGGCAGCGAGGCUCUUGUGUCUGGAGCAGACGACCACAGUGAAGAUAUCCCCAACUUGUUCGCAGAUGAUGGGGACCUGAAGGACAUUCUACCUCAUGACCUCAGUGAUCUGCCCCAUGACGAGGAGAUAUUCAACAUGCUGGGCCCAGAAGAUGGUUUACCAAUUGAAACUGAGUCUAUGGACUCUACAAGUGAAAAAGCUGAAGGAUCUCGAAAAGAAUUGCCUGAAAACUUUGACAACAUGUUGAACACUGAUGACAAAAAUCUAGAUGUCGACAGCAUGUUCUCUGAUGAUGUGGUGCCUAGUCUGGCACAUAUAGACACAAAAAUAAUGGAGGACAUUUUCAAGGGUGUGUUACAGGGUUCUGAAACAUCAUCAGAUCAACCUUCAACAUCAACUGAUGGUCAGUUUCCCCUGCCAUUGCCACCACCAUCCAUUCCAGGGCAUCCUCUUCAACACCUGCCCCAGACAAGGCUGGGGAUGGGCCCACCUCGGGCACAGGCUCAUAUACCCCUCCCGGGCCCCAGUCAUCUGAUGACGGGCCCCACCCAGAUGCCCACCCCACUACAGGUGCCGGAACAAGGCUUGGUCCUACCACCCAUGCACUCUCCGUCAAUGCAGCCAUCUGCAAUGCUGUCACCUACCAUGCAUUCCCCCUCAGACCAGCAACAGGUGAUGCCUCCAGCUGGAAACAUGCCCCCGUUUGGAAUGUAUGGGCCAGGCCCUCAGCAGAUGAGUCCAAGCUUCUCGGCAGGCCCCAACCCAGCAUGGUCACUCAACACAGAGGAAGAUCAGCCAGAAACAAGCAGCCGCAGGAACAUACUGAAGUGGGAGAACGACGAGGCUCUAGGUCUGAAUGCCACCAUCUCGGCAGUGCUUUACGUUAACACCAACCAUCCAAACCUCAAAACAGAUUACCCUGACUGGGCGGAAAGGUCAAAGCAGAUCGCCAAGCUAUGGAAGAAACUCACACCAGAGGAGAAGGCCCCCUUCUUGGCAAAAGCUCGGAAGAACAGGACAAGCAGUCGAGUCCAGAAAGCCCAGAAGCAAGUUACCCUUGAGCUUAAUCGUCGGCAGCAGGAGGCACGUGAACGCCGUGAUUGUUUGUCCAUGCCGCCACCCCCAGCCCCUCCCCCACUCCCCUCUCCAGGGGCCCAGGGACCAGGGAUGCAGGACCCGUUCAUGAUGCCCCCGCAGCAGCUCUCGCCACAGGGAAUGGAAGUGCGAAGACCUGGCAUGGAGGGUGUGCUACCUGGGAUGAUGUCUCCACGCCACCCAGGUAUGCAGAGUCCAGGUAGACCCAUGGAAGGACAACAGUUGACGCCAGGUCACAGCCCCCUGCAGAGCCCUCUGCAGAGCCCUCUGGGGACAGGACCAAUGCCAAGACCUCCAUGGGGAGGAGAUGAGUCCUUCCAAAAGUCCCCAGUUGGCCCCGGAAUGGAGGGUUUCCCUCCACGUACAAUCGAACAAAUGGGCCCACGGCCUGGUGUUGAGAGCUUACCCCCAGGUGCUGGUCCUCCCCGACCCCCAGAGGCGGCUGUCAGACCACCACAGCCUAAUCCGGACCCUUACGCGUUUCAACCAUCCACACCUCUUGCUGGGGAUCAGUUCCCUGAGGGGCAGAGACCUUUAUCUCAUCCUCCCCGAACAGUACCAGUUUCUCAGCCAUAUGAUCCUUAUCACCAGCCACCUGGUACUCCAAGACAAACCCUUGAAGAAGAUCCUUAUGCUAAGAUGCCGGGAACACCAGGCAUUCCUCAGUCAAGACCGUAUGAUCCAUACAGUAGACAGCCAAUGACACCACACCCUGCAACUUCUGUCGCAGAUUCAUUCAAAGCACCUACCCAACGACCACCAGGGCCAGGAGAACCAUAUCCUCAGUCUCCGGGAACACCAAGAUCUGCAGUCAUGGAUCCGUACCUCCAGCGGCCACGCCUUCCUCUACCACAGUCUCCAGGUGGACAUGCAGGUGGUCCCCGCCCAGGAGACCCCAUGAUGAGGAUGCGACAACCAGCUCCGGAUCCCUAUGCCUUUUCCCCUGGCACACCUAGGGCUCCCUCAGGGCAAGACGAACCAUUCUUCCAUCCUCGUCCUGGGCCAGGUGGUAUGACUCACGGACUACGACAACAAAUGAUGCAGCAGCUGUCACCACGGAUGAGACAUCCGUCUCCCGAACAGUUCCAGCAGCAGCAGCAACCUGCACCACAGCCUCCAACCUCUCAACCUACCGAUCCCUACAGUCAACAGCCGAUGACCCCGCAUCCAGGUCUACCACAUUCUCCCCAGUCUCCUCACUCCACUCCUGGGGCACUCCGACACCCAGACCAGCAGUUCCCCACCCGGCCACCCCUCUUGUCUCGUUCACAGAGUCUCCCAGACCCCUACAGUCAGCCUCCAGGCACACCGCAAGCAGGGGAUGUGGGAAUGGCGAGGACGCUGUCGCAGCUGAGUCCCGGGAGUGGCAUGGGUAUCAGGGCUCCGAGACCUCCCUUCAUGCAACAGGAGAAGCCAAUGCAUCCUGAGAGCGCCAUGCUUCAACAACUAUACAGCCGACGGCACACUCACUUAGCUGCAGGAUCUUGGGCUAGUUCUAUCUCACACACUCUCUUGGGCCCUGGAGGGGAGGUCCUGGAGGGAGGGGAACGCGGCAACCAGCACCAGCAACUGCGGGAGAUCCUGGCACAGCAGAUCAUGAGGUCGCAGAAAAUUAGGAAGCAGCAGGAAGAAUCAGAGAAGGCAAAAGGCCCCCAGUGGCCACCUCAAGAUGGCGUCCCUCAGAGCCUUCCUGGCACGCCACCGGGUAUGCCACCAAGGUAUAUGGAAGGUGGUCCACGGCCACCCCCAGGGUUCUCUGAACAAGUCCCAGGGGUGGCUCACCCUGAACGCUGGGCUGCUCUACGACACAGGAUGGUGAGACCACCUAACCCUGGUCAGUUCGGGUCAGAAGGAGAAGGGUUUGGUCCGAGAGGUCAGUUUGAGGUCAGACCUGGAUUCCCUGGUGCCAUGAGGCAGCCCCGUCCCCCAGGACCUGGGAUGCCACCCCGUCAAGCAUUCCCUCCAGGGACAGGGCCUAACCAGGGACCCCGUAUUGGAUCGCCAGGCCACGGCCCUUUCCCUCCAGGAUCUAUGGCUGGACAACCAUUCAUGCAGGCUAUUCAAGAUCACCUGGCAUCUCAGGCCAGCCAGUCUCCAGGCCAUCCGAUGAUGUCGCCUAUAGCUGUCAGCACUGCCACAACCCAAGGAGCUGGCUUCACACCUCCAACCUCCGAGGGCCUUCCUUCUAUGGCUUUGCAGCACCCGCCAGCAGUCGGGGGAGAUAGUGUCCCCCCUACAGCAGUCCCCCCUCAGUUCCAGGGACCAGAUCAGAAGCUGACACCCCCAGGUGCCAGGCAGAUGCUCCCACCCUUUGCCAGGCAAGCAUCACAACCCACACCAGCACAGUCAGAAGAGGACUUGUUUCAGCAGGAAACACCUCUCACUUCAACCCGAGAUCCCAUGAUCUCUGAGAACAACUUGAAGACACAACGCCGGGGGAGGGUUUGUGCAGAUGGAACAUUUGACAUUCUGAAGUUUGCAGAUCCAGAACUUGGAUCUGAUGAUGACAAAUUCCUUGAUGAGCAGCUGGAUCUUAUUGAGGGUACCAGCAAACCUGAGGAAACCAAAACUGAUCAGCCACCGAAGCAUGAGGUUGCAUCCACAUCAGUGAGACCAGAACAAGAGAGACCUGAGGAGAAGCCAGUAGUACCUGCAGCCACGGCAGACGAAGCAGGGAAGGAAACAGACGAUGAUAAAUCACAGGACCAGAAAGCUAAUCCUGCCAAAGAUUUCCAAGCCAAAUUCCUUGAGUUCAGCCAGAAAAGGCAAGAACAGUAUGCAUUAGAUGCAGCUAGACUUGCUAAAGAUGGGAAAAAGGACGAGAAAGACAAGAAAGCUGGUGGGGCAAAGGAAACAAAGCAGGGUGUCAGUCAUAUAGCAGCACUGCUGCAAGGCACAGAACCUAUAGGAUCCAGACUUGAAAGAAGUGAAAUAGAGAAGAGGUUGCAGGCUGGGGUCAGAGCCUCCGAGGCUGGAAAGCCUCAGACAGAUCCUCUGGGUCUGGGUCUGGGACAGAGACCGGGAUUGGGUCCCGGUAUUUCCCCUCUUCACCAUGGCCCUAGUCCUCACCAGGGCCCACUGACGCCGGUCCACAUGUCUCCAUCGGGCAGUGUCGGGUUGCCAGGGACACCAGGUCUUCCUUCACCAAAGUUCAUUCCCUCUCCAAGAAGUGGGCAGCCAUCCCCCAGAACUCCCAACAUGCACAGCCCUUUCAGCCAGAUGCCUGUACAUUCCCCUCACAGCCAGCCUGUCACUCCGGGGGCAUCUCAGCUCUCACCAUUCUCCACCUCAGUUCAGUCUCCGUUCAGUCCUCCAGUUUCAGCCCAGUCUCCCUUUGGCUCUGGACUGGUGUCAGCUCCACUGUCUCCAUACUCACAAGGAGCACAGCCCAGACCAGUGCUCAGUCACAGUCAGACCAGUUUCGGUCCCAAUACUCCACAAGGAAUGCUCAACCCAUCAUCUCAAUCUGGUCACCCUCAAGCCCAGUCCUUUCCAAUGCAUCAUUCACCAAGAGCCACCAUCACUCCAACCAACCAAUACACACAAGGGACAUACGGGCAGCAGCUGAACCAUGUACCCCCCAGAGGAAGCACUUUGACGCCAACCCCCAGCAGUAUUUUGUAUGGACAGCCAAUCACUUCACAACAUGGGAUACGAAACCAAGGACCAAGACUUCCGUUUCCACAAGUGAGUCAGUCAAGCGGAGAGGAGGGACAAGAUAGACCUGUCCUGCAGGGACAGGAGGGUGUACCCCCAUCCGUAGUAAUGAGCCAGGCUGGUAUGCCAGGACAACCCCCAGUUCAAUUGCCCAACAGCUACACGGAGAAGCAGCAGCAGAGAUCGCCAAGCUUCUACACCAGGGUAACAUGGUCUCUGUUUCAAUGGCUGGGCCAGGCCCACACGGGAAUAGGAGGGAUGAGGCCGGAAAGACCUGGGAUGCCACAGACAUCUCAUCCCAACUUACAGCAGCAACUAGCACAUGGUCAUCCUGGAAUGGGACCGAGGGGCUUGCCACCUGGCUAUGUGGGCCAAGGACAACCACGGUUACAACACCCAGGCAUGAGGCUGUUAGGACCCAGGGUGCCAGGAUAUCCCGGACCAGGGGGACCAGGAAUGGUUCGACCAGCUCAGAUGCCUCCACCUCAACCUAAGGAACAGUCGACUCUAUUGGAUGAACUGCUGGAACAGGAGAAGCAGGAACAGAAGCGUCAGGCGGAACAGCAAGCCCUAAUCCAUCGGCGUGAAAUCGGAGGAAAACCAGAAGCCAUGAUGCCACCGGGCCUGAGACCAGUUCUGGGACAGCACAUGAUAGGACCUCGCCUGGAAGCACAAAGGAUGCCGGGGCCAGAAGGGGCAUGGUCAGCUUCACAGACCACCGGGCAACAAGGUGAAAUGGCUACCAGUCCACAGUUCCCAGGAUUUGGGCCCCGAGCUCAGGGACAGCUGAGUCCACGGACUCCGUCCCCUUUCCAGACGCCAUCCCCAGGGAUGCAGCCACCUCGGAUGAGCCCUCUCACUAUGAUACCCCCGCCCCCUCAGCCACCCAUCCCGCCACCUGGAGGUGGGGCCGCGGAGUACGAUCGCCAGCAACUGCAGUAUGAGGACUGGCUCACCAAACAGGCUCAGUUCCUGGACAUGCAGAUCAAGCUUCUGGAACAGCAGAUUGCCAAACAGAAGAGAACCAAGAAGAGCAUUCAAGCUCGACAGAGACAGGCACGAAAAAAUGGAAAUGAGCUGAAUCCCAACGAUGUUGCGGAGUUGGAGCGGGUCACCACAGAGCAGUCGGGUCUGCAGAAACAGCUGGAGGCCUUGAGGAAGCAGCAGCGACAACACCAGAUGAUGGUGCAGGACUAUCGCAACAAACAGAAGGAACAGUUUGGUCGUAACUGGCUACCAUCGCCAGUACCUGCUCAGGCUAACCAAGCAGCGCAGGUCUCUCCUGUAUCGACACCUUCUGCCACUCUGUCUUCCUCUCCUGCCUCCACACCUGCAGGAACGCCCCCACAGACUCCACCAGUCCGUGUCCCGGGUGCAAACUCUGUCCGAUUGACUCGCACAGACAGACAGGAAUAUGAAGCUUAUAUGCAGAACAGGCUGCGAAUGUUGAGCCAACAGACAGGAGGAUGCAGGGGCAGGUACCCCAAGGACAGCUUCCACAAGGACAGAUACCCCCAGGUCAACUUCCUCAGGGUCAGCAUCCACCAGGUCAACUUCCUCCGGGUCAGCAUCCACCAGGUCAACUUCCUCCUGGUCAACUUCCCCCGGGUCAACUUCCUCCGGGUCAACUUCCCCCUGGUCAACUUCCUCCUGGUCAACUUCCUCCUGGUCAACUUCCUCCUGGUCAACUUACCCCGGGUCAGGUACCACCAGUACAACUACCACCAGGUCAGGUACCACCAGUACAACUACCACCAGGGCAGAUAUCCCCAGGACAGAUAUCUCCCGGACAGCACCCUUCAGGACAAGGUGCGCCAGGUGCUGCACAGUCACCAGCAACAGUGGGUCCUGGAGGUCCUAUGGGCCCUGGACAACAAUCCGUUUAGUGAGGGAUUUCAGCAGAGAGAACAGCUUGAACGGUUCCGUGAGAAGAACUGGGCUCAGAUUCACGAAGGUGCCACCCCUCCAACUACUGAAGUGCAAGGGCCAGCACCCGCUGACUCUCUAGCACCUCCAGCUCAACCUCUUCCUCAAGCCCUCCCUCAGAUGCAGUUCUUCAGGGAGAGAGGGAUGACGUUUGAACAAGGCCCUCGCUUCACACGAGCACCAGGCCUGUUUGCUGGAGAAGGGGCACCGCGCCCAUUUGAGGGACCUCGCCCACCUGCCUAUCCUGGACCCCCUGGACUUUACCCCCAAAUGCCUGGUUCUGACCAGAGUCGCCUCCCUUUCCCACAAGGCUUGCCCUUCCAGCCAGGCUUUGGCAUCCCUCCCACUGCAAAUCUACCCCCUGAGAUGGGCUCCCAAGGAGCAAAGGGAAAGCCGAAAAAGCGACGGAAGAAAAAAAAGGCAGCAGAAACUGAAAAUGUGCAGUCCCAACCCUUGCCACCUUCAAUUCCCACACAACCAGCCAUUUUAGGACAAAAUCCACCAUCCACCCCAGCUGCUCCAGUAGCUGUGACCACCACUACAGCGACUACUACAACAGCCACAACUCUACCGCCUCCUGCCCCUCCAGCUAAGAUGACAGAGUUUCCGAUAAAACCACAGUCAGAAACUGAGCGAAGAAUCUUGGAAAUCCUCAGUAAAACUGCUGCUCUUGCGCAGAAGGAAGGGGAUGAGCAACUACCUGGUGGGAAGAGUGCUCGGGGCAAAACUGCUGCAUCUUCUGCUGCUGCUCCACCAUCUCUGCAACCACCGCCACCUCUGGCACAGCAAGGAGCAGUGUCUCCAGCACCUUCUGGGACAGGCAUUCAACCUCAGGGCACAGUCCCAGCACAACAGGCAGGAGCCCAGUCCACAGGCCCACCGCCACUUUUGUCACAAGGUGCUCAGGCAGGUCAGGCUACCCAACUGCUGCUCCGGUCAACACCUCCAGUGUCAGAUCAAGUUAAAGUUACAGAAUCUGGUAACAUCAAAGUGGAGUCUCCUGCAUCCACAACAGGUGCCCCUUCAGAUCAGGAGGUUGAGAAACCUGCACAAGAUGGGAGUUCAUCCAUUCCUCAUUUGGAAACUCAAGUGACACAGUCUAGUGUUGCUAUGCAGAGUGCACCGAGCUAUGAGUCUCCCCCUCAUCUUCAACCACAAACUGAUGUGUCUUCAGAAUUGUCCACUACCUCAAAGACAACACCUUCCCCACAGACAGCAGAAUCAGCAUCUGCACCCCCAGACCAACCUCCUGCACACCAUUUGGAGGAACAACCAUCUGGCAAGGACAGUGCAUCAACUGACAAACCGGCAGAUGACGCAUAUGAUGAGCCUGACGGUGGUGCAUCUGUCACUGAAGGUGGGGAGUCAUCGGAACCAAAAAAAAAGUUUGUGUGUGAUGAUGGAAUUCAUUGUGGUACAGAUGAUGAAGAAGAGGAAGAAAAAGGACCAGAUCCCCCUAAAGAAAAGUUUGUCUGUGACGAUGGAAUACAUUGUGGAACUGAUGAUGAAGAUGAAACUCCUGCAGAGGGAGAAGCCAGAACAAGCAAAGCAGCUGGAGAAAGCUCUUCAGCUGCCCCAGGACCAUCUCAAACAAAACCCCAAUCAACAGAGGAAACACAAAAGAGUGACAGGAGUCCUCAAGAUCAACCAGCCACCCAAUCAAGCACUGAACCAGUGCAGGCUGAAACCCCCAAGCAAAUAAGUGACACCAAAGAUGGCAACAGUGAUAAUCCAGAAGCUUUGCAGCCAACUGCACCAUCCACUUCUAGUCAACAGCAGCCCACAGAGAGUGUUCCUAAUCAGUCAGCAACUGCUUCUCCUGCAGUGCCUGUCUCGGGAUCGAAUGAGGAACCAACUUCAACAUCUGGUAGUCUUCAGACACACCUGGCCUCAUCAGUGCAGACGUCAGCUGCAUCCUCGCACAAUGAGACCGCUCCAUCCACUCAGAGUACACAGUCAAGUAUCUCAACACCUCAACAAGCUCCAGUUUCUGCACAGUCCACAAUGCAUCCAUCCCCUCCUCAAUCAAUGAUGGGCCAAGGACAUCCACGACCACCUUUUCCACAAGGGCAUUCGAUGCUGAGGCACCUGCGACCUGAAAUUAAUCCUCAAGUACUUCAGGAACAGAUGAUGAGAGCAGGGCAUAUACCUCUUGAUCAGCCGCAAGCUGGUGUGGGCGAUACAUCACCUCAAGCACCAGGUCCGACGCAGCGCCUUCCACCUUCUUACGCUACUGCUAUCAUGUCGGGUCAUGCAAUGAGGCCCUCUCUAACUGCUACUUCACCUGCCGGACCAACCCACGACCUCAGCUGCCACCAGGUGCUGUACAACCGCAAAGGCUUGGAGAUCCAGAUCAGCCCCCUCUGCAGCCUAAUGUUUCACAGUCAACAGCCAUACCUGCAACUGCUUCUAGUCCAAGACUGUCUCAUCCAGUGGUCACGACUACAGUCUCGGGCAUCAACACCUUCAAAUGUACCAAGCUCCUCGCCCAACUAUCCGCAGAUACCAGGGCAGAUUGUUCCACAAACAGGUGAGACUCGCAUGAGGAUGCCCAUGUCUCCAGCAGCAAUGCAGCAGCAGGUAGCAGCUCACAUGGCACGUAUGCAAGGCAUGCACCAAUCAGCGAUGCUACAAAGGUUACCACAUGCUCAAGGCCUACAACUUACGGGACAAAGACUGCCACCCCAUUCCACACCUCAAAGCAUUCCUCCACACUCUACACCACCAGGCAUUCCACCACGUUCCUCUCCACAAUCUUUACCUCACUCAGCUGCUCCAGGUAUGCUGCCUAAUCAAGCAUCGUCCCACACACUGACUCAAGGAAUACCCCCUGGACAGGGAUUCCGGCCUCAUGGUAUGCCAGGGAUGCCACCUCAGUCAGCUGCUCAGGGUAUGCCUCCACAUUCGGUUGCUCAGGGAGUUCCUCUUCAGUCAAUGGCAUCUGGGAUGCCCCCAAGAAGUGCAGCACCAGGAAUGCCACCACUUUCACAAGGAAUGCACCCCCAGUUUGCUCAGAGAGGGAUGCCUCAAGGUAUGAUGCACAGAUUGCCGCAUGGCAUGCCACCUCACCUGAUGCAGAGGAUGCCCCAGAGGAUGCCAGGACAAAGGAUGCCUCCACAUGGCAUGCAACACCUACCAGCAGGGAUGCCCCCUCACUCCACCCCUCCUGGAAUGCCCCCUCAGUCAACUGCCCAGGGAAUGCCCCCUCAUGCUGGUCAUCCCCACCAGGUUGCUCAGGGAGUACCCCCUCAACCACAUGGAAUGCCUCCACGUUCAUCAGCUCCAGGGAUGCCACCCCACUCACCAGCUCAAGGGAUGCCACCUCACUCACCAGCUCCAGGAAUGCCACCUCACUCACCAGCUCAUGGAAUGCCACCUCACUCACCAGCUCCGGGAAUGCCACCCCGCUCACCAGCUCCGGGAAUGCCACCCCGCUCUCCAGCUCCAGGGAUGCCACCCCGCUCACCAGCUCCAGGAAUGACACCUCACUCACCAGCUCCGGGAAUGCCACCUCACUCGGCACAAGGAAUGCCACCUCACUCGGCACCAGGAAUGCCAUCUCACACUGCUCCAGGAAUGCCAUCUCACACUGCUCCAGGAAUGCCAUCUCACACUGCUCCAGGGAUGCCACCUCUUACUGCACCAGGGAUGCCACCUCUUACUGCACCAGGAAUGCCACCUCACUCUGUGCCAGGAAUGCCACCUCACACUGCUCCAGGAAUGCCACCUCACACUGCUCCAGGAAUGCCACCUCACACUGCUCCAGGAAUGCCACCUCUCUCUGUUCAACAAGGUAGGCCUCCUCGUUCUGCACUGCUUGGAAUGCCAUCACAUUCUCCAACCCUUCCCAAUCCAGAACUGAUUUCACAAGCCAUUGGUGACUUCCAUGGUGUAAUGCAGGCAAAGCAUGCAAUGCCACAACAGAUCCCAGGACAAGGAAUGCCUGGUGUAGCUCUAGGUGGACCACAGUUGUCGCCCCUCAACCUACCCAAACAGCAGACACAAGGUAGAUUAAAGGCCUCCCCUUCAACACCAAACCUGACCCCACCUCACAGCGUGUCAACUCCUCCCCAGUCAACCACACCUGUGACUACACCCAUCGCAAGCACAGCAACCUCUCCGGCAGGAUCCCUGUCCGCUCUGGCCACACCAAGCCCUGUUGACAGUGUCAAGAUCAAGCAAGAGCCCACAGACGAUGCCUUCCUACAGUUUGACACAAGUGAUGCAGAGGCCUUGCGAGCCAGCCAGAACGCUCUUCUGAAGCAGCUGUUGGCGAACAGUGGAGCCAAGAGGGGUGCCCAGAACAGCCCUCAGGGUGAAGGAGAAGACAUCCCCCAGCUGACACCGGAGCAGCAGCAGCAGCUGGAGAUGAUAGACAAGAUGCCUAUAUUUAGGGAAACCGAGAUUUCUUCUGAGGAGUGGGAAAGUAAAACUCCUGAGGAAAGGGAGAAAAUACUCGGUGAGUACAUACUGGAAAUGAGAAGACAGGAAUAUGAGCGUAAACGUAAGGAAUAUGAGGAGCUGCGGAAAGCCAAGAGGAAGAAUCCUGUGCCAGAAGGACCGGAGACGAAGUUGAAACGGAGGAAGAAAGGAGAAAACAAAGAUGCUGUGCCCAAGAAACGAAUUCGAAAACCUAAAGGAAAGGAAACUGAACUGGAAGCAAGAACAGAGUCUUUCCUUCAACAACUGAGGGCACUCCCUCCCAUCAAUCUUCAAGAACCACCCAUUGGCAUAAACAACAAUAUUGUCCCUGUGAUGGGGGCCAACUCAGUCACUGCUGAAAAUCAGGUUAAAGGCAGUUAUGGGAAGGCAUACAUGGAGGGACUACCAGACUUCUAUGGAAGUCUUCAGCAUCCAAACUUCCCGCUGGGCAUCCGGCAACCUGGGGCGGACAUUGCCGCUCGGAGACGCUUCCUCAGCGAUGGACAGACAGUACCAUUUACAGGUCCUAUUACAGACGAGCAGCGCUACCAUCUGCUGUCGGCCGGAGUUCACCCGCAGGCCCUGGCUCAACGCAUGCCCCUCCUGCCAGGCAUGAUCAGACCAUUCAUGCCUGUCAUCCCACCGCAGCCCAGGAUUGAACCCCACCUGGAACAAUCUGCAAGAGACACUCCGGAUACUGUUAUAUCCUCCUCGUCUCCUGAGGUAGGCUUUGGAGAACAGGACACAGAGUUACCUGCCCUUCGUCCCAUCGAACCUGCUGUAGCCGAGGAUGACAGAGGAGCAUCCCCGGCCGUGCCCUUGCUGCACCCAAUCCCCAUCAAGGCAGAGAUCAAGGAUGAGAAGAAGGAACUGAAAGAAGAAGACCUGUCCAAAAUAGCGGAACACAGCGAUGUGGUGUUGGCAGAAAAGAAGGAAAGAAAUAUUGACAGUUUGAUGAGUAGUAAAGACACUUUGACGGCCAAAAUGCCAGCCUUGACAUCAAGUCUUGCACGCCCUUUCAUAGACCCCAGCUUGGACCAGCAGGUGUCUGUGACCUUGACCUUAUCAGCCACCGCGGCUGAAGAUAUUGGGGGAGUGAUAUCUGCCAUUGCUGAUCUGUUGAAAAUUGCUGUCCCACCAACAUACGAGAUGACAAGGAGCCCGUCCCCAGAAACGUACAAAGUGAAUCUCACACACAAAGAAGAAGCUGUGAACAUCCAAUCCCUUAUCAAGGCCAAACCCAAGUUCUGUCGCCACUGUGAUGUGGUAGUGCUCAGCUCUGGGAUCCGCAAGAAGAAAACUGAACUUCCAUUCCUCACGAAGGAUGAGCAGGUGUGUGGAGACACUGAGGAAGAAGAGGUGACAUUCUGCAGCAUGAACUGUUACAUGCAGUUCACCAUCACGCACCAGAUGCCGCAAGCUCACGAGACAGAAGCUGGAAACCUGGUUGAGCACAAGAGCGGAUGUACCCCAUCCACAUCCCCCCGCCACGUCCCUGUCACCUCAGCUCUGUCCAUCUCCACCACCCCACCCAUCACCCCACAGUCUUCCAGGGACCAGCCUGCCACACCCACCACCCCUCUCUCUUCAUCCACUGUGUCCAAGUCGCCCAUGCCGUCGCCAGCGUUGCCGAGUCCACCAGUGAAGAAAGAGGAAAAGCCCGGGAAGAAACACCGCCGCAGCAGCAGCACUGCGUCUGACAUUCAGCUGCCACAGAUGCAGCCUGUCAAGCCCCUGGUGAAGAAGUGGAAGGACAUCCGUUGGCAGCACUGGGAUCCCAAGAUGCAGGAUAGCCUUGGGCACUACCCAACGACACCUGCUAAGGAACUGGAUCAGAUCUGGAGUCGAAUGGAUAUGGUGGUGCACUUUAGCAGCCACAACAAGGAGGACAAGAGGAACUGUACCUUCUGUCAGCAGCCUGGUGAUGGAGACACGGACACCUCCUCAAGACUUCUUAACCUGGAUGUUGAUAAAUGGGUCCAUCUGAACUGUGCCCUGUGGUCUUAUGAGGUGUACGAGACCCUCAACGGAGCUCUGAUGAAUGUGGAAGUAGCCUUCAAGCGCGGAGUGUCCCUGGAGUGUAUUGUAUGUGGGAGGCCCGGAGCCACGCUGAGCUGCUUCAAGAUCCGGUGUACCCACACGUAUCAUCUCCCAUGUGCCAAGAAGGUGUCCUGUAUGUUCUUCCAGGAUAAGACUCUGCUGUGUCCUGUUCUCCCCAAGUCUCCUGUGGAGAACGAGCUGGAGACCCUUGUGGUCCAUCGCCGAGUCUACAUCAACCGGGACGAGGACAAGCAGGUGGCCAGCAUGAUCCAUCAGGAUGAAGGAAGCCACACACUCAGGGUUGGCUCGCUGACCCUUCACAGUAUUGGCCAGCUCCUGCCCCACCAGAUCCAGACAGGCAGGUUCCACACCAAGGAUUACAUCUACCCUGUUGGCUUCCGCACAAGUCGCUUCUACUGGAGCAUGCGGACAGCUUACAAGCGGUGUCGCUACACCUGCAGCAUCUCUGACAAUGAUGGCUGCCCAGAAUUCACCAUCAAGAUAGAGGAGGAGGGCUUCUCAGAUACUCUCUACAAGGAGAGCUCCCCAAAAGAUGCAUGGAUGCACAUUCUCAAACCCCUGGAAGAUAUCCGCCGCGGUGCUGACCUCGUCAAGAUGUUCUCCACCUUCCUCACUGGCGAGGAGCUGUUUGGUCUCACCGAACCCAACAUACUUAAAGUGCUGGAGUCGCUGCCAGGAACAGAUCUCCUUGGCAACUACUGUUUCCGUUAUGGCCGCUCACCUCUCAUUGAAAUGCCGCUGGCCAUCAACCCAACCGGAUGUGCCAGGACCGAACCCAAGCUUAGAACACACUUCAAACGACGCCCUCACACCCUCCAGUCCAGCAACUCUCGGUCCCUCCCAACCACUGUGACAGGCGUGACUGGAGACGUCAACUCCCCCUACAUGAAGCAGUUUGUACAUUCCAAGUCCCAGCAGUAUCGCCGACUGAAGACAGAAUGGAAGACGAACGUCUUCCUGGCCAGAUCAGGAAUUCAGGGUUUGGGUCUAUUUGCUGCCCGAGACCUUGAGAAGCACACAAUGGUGAUAGAAUACAUCGGGGACCUCAUCCGGAACGAGGUUGCCAACCGCCGGGAAAAGGUGUAUGAAGAUCAGAACCGUGGUGUGUACAUGUUCCGCAUUGACUGUGACAUCGUCAUCGACGCCACCAUGGCGGGUGGUCCUGCCAGAUACAUCAACCAUUCCUGCGCCCCCAACUGUGUGGCUGAGGUUGUUCCCUUUGAAAAGGAGAGCAAGAUCAUCAUCAUCACCAGCCGACGCCUUGCGAAGGGCGUGGAGCUGACAUAUGACUACAAGUUUGACUUUGAAGAUGACCAACACAAAAUACCCUGCAAUUGUGGAGCUCAUGGAUGUCGCAAGUGGAUGAACUAGCUGUCAUCUCUCUAACAGUCCAUGACCCAUCCCAUCUUUAUUGAGAUUCUCUACUUAAAACUGUCAACAUGGAAAGGCUGUUAUAUAAGAAUGAAAUAACUAUGAAAUGAACUUUUUAGCAAAUGAGAUUUAAGUAAUGUUUGAAAUUAUGCUCGAUUGACUAUAGUUGUUCAUAGGCAUAUAGUGGCCUGAGCAAGGCAUGAACCAAUCUUGUUACUAAUAUAUCUGUCAUUAUUGCCUGUACAGUGGCGUAGUAGCAGUAGAUCGUUACGACAUAUGCAAGAGGAAGGACAGGCCGUCAAGGCUUGCUCCUGGGCUAUACGAACAUGUUUUUAUAUACGUCCCUGGAUAUUACUAGUCAUAUACAUAGCAUAUCUGUUAAACAGGAUUACACUAUAUUUUUCUAGUUUGUGUUUGUGAUAUUCUCAGAUAAACUGUGUCUUUCUUGUUGAUUUGCCAUACUUUGGAAUGCAGAUUUUAGAUGGAUAUAUGAAUGGUAUGAUUUAUUACUCUGAUUCUUGAGAUUUUUUUUAUAACAUUUUAAUGUAGUAUUGGUGUUGAGAAAGUAGUUUUUUAUUGCCUUAGUUGCUAGUUAGCACCGAAAGAGAUGCUUGUGUUCACUUAAAGUUCAAUUUUCAUUGACAGUUGCAGCAUUGGAACAAAUGUAGGUGACAGGGCAUUUAAAUGCCCCAGUUAUGUAUAUACUUGGAACAAUACAGUGAAUCUUAUGAUAUGCACAAUAAAGAAUGUGCAUAAUUGUUACUUAUUGAACUAUGCCAAAUGACCAUUUUGACAUAAUGAACUGUGAAGAUAUGUAAAUACUUGGAUGAUAUGAUAUGUAACAUUAGUGGAAUGGAAUCGACAUUUCCAUGAGAGCCUCGUGCACCAGCUUGCAAAGGAGCUUUAACUUUCAAGCAGGCUGGAGGAGAUUGUCUUUUGUAUAUAUUGUGCAAGAAUCCAUAGUCUUUAAGUUAUUUCAUGAUGCAUUAUCUCUCUCGUGUUCAAGGAACAUGCACAGUUUAAUGAGAUGUGCUUGUGUCACAUCGUUGUUGUGUUUCAUGGUAUGUUUACGAUGUAGUGUGGUGUAUUGUCAUUGUGAACACAUCAUGUACUGGUAGUACACCAACAUGUGUAUUUUGAUGAUCAGUGUCUUUGUUUAAUGACACUUAUUUGUGAUUACACUAAGUACACACACUGUUUGACGACAGUGUCUGCAUACAUCGUUUGUGACGACAGUGUCUGCAUACAUCGUUUGUGAUGACACUGUCUGCAUACAUCGUUUGUGACGACACUGUCUUCAUACACUGUUUGUUAAGACACUGUCUGCAUACACCAUUUGUUUUGACUUUCUACAUAUCUGUGACUGCGCUGUCUUCAUUAUCUGUUUGUGACAACAUUGUCUUCAGAAUGUUGAACGGCACUGUUAUCACAAACGGUUUGCAGUGACACUGUUAGAACAGUUCCUGGUCUUGUACAUCUAAUGCUGCUGUUCAGUGGACAUGUUUUAUGUAGCCUGGAGUGAGCUGUUUCUCCUCAGCAGAGCUGAUCUUGUGUGCCACAGACACCAGCCUGGCUACAGCACUGUCCAGUGUUGUACAGAGUGGAAGAGGAGUGAAAGUAUUUACACCAUUGUGAAUAGGAAGUUCUGUAUGUAUGUGUGUCAAGUAGUAGGAUGAGCGACAGAGCCUAACAUGCACUAUCUAUCUCAGUCUGUUCAUGAGCAAUAACCAUUGCUGGAUACCAGCGACAUGAAAAUUUCAACCUUUACACUUUUGUUGAUGCUGUCAGAUAUGACAUAUUGAUGUCCGACGUUUCCUAUGAUGUACUUCUGUUUGAGAAAGCCUGUCACUGUAAAUAAUGCUCUGUUAAUGACAGUCUCAUGCAGUACCCAUCUCAUUGUAGAUACUCAUAAUUUUAUAGUCAUAGUACUAUCAUUAAGAAAUUCGUCUUGUCCUUGGUCCACCAGGCUUGUCUCAGUACUGCAGACCUACCAUCAUGUGCUGUUAAUGUAGAUGGGUUUUUUUUGUACCAAAACAGAGUUUGUUUUCCUUGUCUGUGUAUACAGAUGGAAUCCAGUGUAAAUAGGGUCACUGCAACCAACCGACGUAAAGAGUUGUCCAGCCAGCACGGCCGAGCUGUACAGCCAUGUAUAAUUCACAUUGUCUGACAUUGUAUAUAACAUCCUGCACAAUCAACUUGCAAAGUGUUCAUAGACAUACCCUGUCAAAAUUUGCCAAUAUUGUUCUCUUCCAUUGAAUCAUUUUAUAGAAUUUUUAAGGAUUUUUUAAAUCAACUUUGCAUUUUGUCCUUCCCUCAAGUUGAAUAUGAAGCAUUCAGUAUUUUUCAUACCUCGUAUACAUCCAUGUAAAGUUGGUGAGAUUGGUUCCUGUCACCUGUUAUGUUUAUUAUCAUGCUUUCAAUCUUCAUGUUAUAUUUUGUCCAUUAUCAUGUAUUAUGCCACUUAAUGAGAUAUUUGCUGGUCAGGUUGUAGCUUCUCAUACAGGGAAGCAGCACUUAACACACAACCGUGUCAUUUAGUUUCACUUGAAUCAGUUGUAGUGAAUAUGAGGGUUUGCUGUACAUCAUGAAUCAUAAUGUUAUAUAGCUUUGGGAAAGUGUUGCAUCUCAACCAUUCCACCUCACACAUGUACUUGAUGCCAAAAUUGAUGAACCAACAAAUUUUCACAUGCAUUUUAUGGUGUUAGGACUUGUAGCCCAUUUGUUACUGGAUGGACUGGACAACUUUAUCAGCAGUUCUGGUAAAUAUUACUGAAAUCGUUGAUAUUAAACCAGUGAGCAUGUCUGACGUGGUUCUAGAAAGUCACUAGACAUCUUAUGAUUUUUGUUAUCAGCAUCAUAUGGUUUUGCUUUUUAGUUUUUUUUGACAUACAGUACCUGUUUCCCAGAUGGAUCCAGCACUGUUUGGCACGGUGAUACUUGCAGCUACUGCGACCAAAGAUCCUACUAUAACUGUGGGUAGGGUAUUGGUAGGAUAACUGCAGGGUGGGCUGUUUCACCCCAUAGGAGGCUGGCUACACUUAUCUCAAGUCCCCUGUCCUGAAGCUCUGCAUCGUCUCUGUGUUCCCCUACUGUCUAUUUAUUACAGGGUGGGUGGGAUUUGGCAGGGUGUACACAUUACUGGAGACCUUCAUACAGCCUAGGAGAGUUUGUACUUUAAAACAAUUCAAACACAUUAUAAUGUGCAGCUUCUUAAUUUGGAAUUUUUAAAAACAAAAAUAUGAAGCAUUAAUUUGCAGAUGCUCAGUGUAAGAGAAAGUUAUUUUAGAUUCCCUUUUUAAAAGACACUAAUUUUGGAGAUUGUCAAUUUGAAAUAAGUUAUUUCGCAGUUUCUCAGUGAGCCAUUAGAUUCUGUUUGAAAGACAUCAACUUGAAUUUUGAAUUAAUCAGCUUUUUUUCUUGAGAGAUUGUUUUCCAGUAUCUGAGGCUUGCAAUGCAUGUUGUGGGGUUGAGCCUACCAGAGGACUCCGAGCAAAUGGUUGGCUUUUUUAUAGGCAGCAUUUGGUUCUUUAAUGUUUUGAGGCAUAAUUGUUGUUUUUAUGCUUUAAACUGUUUGUAUGUUUUGCAGAAUUGUUGCAAAUAGCGUUUCAGACCACCACACAAGCAUCAGUUAAUUGCCAAAAAUAGGUUCAAACCUGAGUUUGAAAUUUCUAUCAAGUUUUUACAGGUAAAUGAUGUUUUCUGAUAGAAGCGUAUCCCUUAAAAUAAGCAGGUGUACCUCCAUACAGUAAUUGUAGUGUACUCUGCUGUACUCAUAUGUCACCUUUCAGUAGAUCUAAAUGUAGGCUGAUGUCACUUCCUGCUUGUCGGGACAAUGGCAAACAACAGAUUCAUUCUAUUUUAGGGGAUUUCAACUCCUAUAUUGUUAAUUAAUGUUGGUGUUAUGGUAUGGAUAAUGAAUUCCCUAAUUUAUUUCAUGGAUAUAUUCGUACACUAACAUGGUGACCAUGGUUACCAGGCUACAUCUAGCUUUUCUUCAAGGGUGAUUGUAAUUAGUCUUUUUUAGAUAGCAAAUAGCUUUAUUAAACAAUUCUAAUACCUUUUACCUUUGAUUAUUUAACAUCAAAUACAUCUAUUUUUUUGGUUUUCUUUCAUAACAUUUAAAACUACUUUUCCUUGCUGUCCACCGUUAUACUUGUGGAUGUAUUGGACAUCCACCCUGAUCUCACAUUGCUGAAGCUUGGUCUGUGAACAGGGUGUGUGCCUGUUGUUGGCCACGCCCCCUGUCUACGAACAGAGUGUUGGAUGGUCUAGCGAGUGAUUGACAUGUGUCAACAGUGUGUCAUGCUAUUCUUGUGUUGAGUGUUAUGUAAAGUCAUUGUAAAUAAACAUGAUCAUCUCAGGUCAGUGAAUAUUGAAA